AUUAAACAUUUCUUAGGUCGCAUUGGCCCUCGAGCGGCAACCUGCAUUGGCUACAGCUUUGACACAGAAAUCUGCUCAGGGAGUUGUCUUAACGUUCGCCUUACGUAGUCCGUCAGAUCCCGAUCCGAGCCUCGACUCUUGGCAUGAGUAUCAGACGGAAAAGCACCACACAUGAUCUGGCAACUCUACGGCCUCCACCCGGACGGAUCGCGUGUCCAACAAUCUUCUCUCAAUAGAAGAACACGCACAGCUCCAUCAAACAGUCCAGAUACAAGAGGAAAUUGGAUCGCUCGUGAUGCAGGGGGUAAAGCUGGCCAUAAGGAGGAUGGAGAGUUAAUUAAUAUUCGUUUUCUGAUGAGUCGGGGUCAAGGUAAGGAAGGUAAAGAAAGGGCAAUUGAGGGCAAUGAAGAAGAUGACCGUACUGGCAGGAAUUGGAGGGCAAGGAAACGACGCAACAACUCGUCAUCAUCAUUGUCUUCCUCAUCUGAUUCUGAUUCUGCAUCAGGAGAGAUCAAAAUUCAGUUUCCGGACCCUUCACCCGAGCUGCUAAAAUGCAUUCACCACUUCGCCAGCCGAUACUAUCAGGAGAAAGGCGUCUUGUCCGAUUUAAGCAGGGGCUACCGAGACGAGAGGAAAACACAGCGCUCUAAAAGUAGUGCGUCUAAUAUUCAUGAUCAGACAACACGCAAGCCGGCAUUGUGGACGAGGGAUUCUUCCCUCGAUGCUGACGAUGACGAUCAAUGGGAAGAUGAGAAAGAUGAGUUGGAGGAUGAGGGAGAUGAAUGGGAAGAUGAGGAAGAUGAUGGCGAAAACGCUUCCCAUAACGAAGAACAUAAAGACAUGUACAAGGCUCUCGACGGCUCAGCUUUGGUCGCGAUAGGGAUAAUUCUCCAAGAGCAAAUUGCACAUGCGAUGAUUACCGGCUUUUCCGGUACUCGUGCUGGUGCACGAGUGCGACCGCGGGACUAUUCCGUAGAACAAAGCCCUUCCCCACCUUCACUCGACUCCGAGUCCGACUGAUAUCGAUAUCAACUGGUCGCGUAAACGCAGUAGUAUUAUAAUCCAGCGUAAUAAAAGAUAAGCAAAAGGAUGAGAAACACUACUUCGCUUUCGCUUUUAUCCUAUUCUUUGGAUCCAGCUUCAAAAUAUAGUCCUCCGUCAACGUCCCAUCCUCCCAUCGCUUCAAAAUAUUCCCUCUAUAUAUCCCCAUAUUCGACCCUCCAAAUACUUUGAGUCGUUCCAAUCGACGUUCGCGAAGUUUGUUUUUAGGUAACAUCCCGGACACUGCGUGUCGUAUAAUCUAUAUUCGCGCAGGGCGGGUAAGCAUACAGUCUUAUGCAACGAACCACAGAACAAACCUCAUAAGGCUUGUUUUCCAUCAUAUCCUUAUACUCGGUCUCUUUCAAACCACCAGGGAACAUCGUGUGCUUGCGGUACACCAGUUGUUCGUCUUUACGACCAGUCACCUUGAUGUGCUUUGCGUUUGUGACUACGACAUAAUCCCCACAGUCCA
Molecule: messenger RNA, 1513 nt
Organism: Suillus bovinus
Lineage: Eukaryota; Fungi; Basidiomycota; Agaricomycetes; Boletales; Suillaceae
Exons: 6
Coding region: 172-1020 (282 amino acids)
Source: RefSeq, a predicted model, not a curated record